Molecule: messenger RNA, 8851 nt
Organism: Nilaparvata lugens (brown planthopper)
Lineage: Eukaryota; Metazoa; Arthropoda; Insecta; Hemiptera; Delphacidae
Product: extracellular serine/threonine protein CG31145
Biological process (GO): protein phosphorylation
Cellular component (GO): Golgi apparatus
Molecular function (GO): protein serine/threonine kinase activity
Source: RefSeq, a predicted model, not a curated record
GACCACCGUCAGCAGUGAGAGAACCGUGAAGCCAGUUCAGUUGUCCCUCGGCUGGGAUAGAACCAACAUCUGAAGCGAGACUGUUCUCGUCAGUGGCGCGAUCUUACGACGUAAUUUAAAAGCUUGCCGGCGUGCUUCAACACGACUAGACGCAGAACUUGUGACAAUUUCGGAUUUAUCUGUACAAAACUCCUAAAGUGUUAGUGUGUGUGUAGACUUGUGCAGUUUUCUGUUAUUGUAUAAAUCGUCACAAAUUUUAGUCGGUUAUUAAUUUUAUUUUGUGUAGGUGAAGAACCGCGCGAGAUAACACUCAAGUUUUGUCAACAAGUUACAGCGCAUCGCUGUUUGUGAGAAGAGAUUAGCUGGUCGACUACAGAAAUAACUUCUGAUAAGUGGAUAGUGGUGAACAGAAGAUGCUCAUCUGAGAUUUAAGCAGUGAUCAGAGAAUAAAAUUUCUAUUAUCCAAGAGCUCCUUGCAGUCACUUCCUCCUGGAAAUGGAUGUCGUCAACGAUUCGCAGCUCAUCUUUCAAAAAUGAAUUGACCCAUGCCUACCGGUCAGCAAAAAAUGUGAGUUGUGGGCCAACACAUGUUUUGGCGAUCCACAAUCGUCCUUGUCUCCUUCAAUUUUGAACCAAUCUUCGAUAGAAAACACUGAAGAGAGAAACAGAGAGAUAAUAAAUAGAGUAUCUGUGUGUUGGUGGACAGAGAGUGAUGAGGGAGAGAGAGAGGGAACAGUGACGACACAGUGGCUGGAGUGAUGCCAAGGGGAACAGGGAGCAGAGUAGGAAGUAGGGAUGGAUCAACUAAUUCCAAGCCAGUUAUAUACCGCGUCAACUAAGACUGAGUGCUGCCCAAAUUCGCCAAGCUGCCGUGAAAACAAUCGUCUUGUCACUAGAUCUCGGCUCGUUUUCAACUAAGUGUCAAAAUUGAAGUGUCACUAAAUCCAAUAUCGCUUUCAACUUAUGUGAAAAUUGAAGUGUCACCGAAUCUAGGCUCGUUUUUCAACUCAAACAUCUUGAGUUCUCACUUCACCUGAAGUGAAUUCGAGUUAGUUUUCAACUUCAUCUGAAAACGUGGUAUAAUAUUAUCUGAUAACGUAUAAUUUAUAAAACGUGCAAAAUUAUUGUGGAUAUCUUGAUCAGUUUACAAGUUUAUGUGUCAGAAAAUAUAUUUCACAAUUGUGUUCGAUAAUCGUAGAUUGACCUGUGAAUAAUUGAAGAAUAAGUGAUCAGAGAAAGAGAUAAGUAAAUUAACGUUGACUUGAAACAACGUGAUAAAGUUAAGCCAACUUGUGUCAAUUUGAAAAUCGUUUCAACCUGGAUAACUACCACUGUGUUUUUUCCAAAAAUUUUUAAAAAGAAAGUAUCUCGAAAUACUCGGACACGGAUAAAGCGUUCUAUAUCUGUGAACUGAUAACAAAUUCGCAUCAUUUUUUGAGUGGGGAGUUAGUAUUUGAAAGUAUUGGGAAAAAUUGAUAUAAUAUUGUAAUAUUGACUGAGGUCGAAGAGGAUAAAGUGGACUAGUCAAAUUCCUAAUUCAGUUACCAGAUUGAGACUUGAUUCGUUUAAAAGCAUUCUCACAUUUCAUUGAAAAUUGGCGGCUAUUAUUUCAAAAGUGAAGAAUACCAGUUGAGUCUUCGUAUCUGAAUAAAAGUUAAUUGAAGUUAUUUGAAGAUCGUAAAAUUCGAAAGUACAUUUUCCAAUCAUUGAUCAAGCCAUAUUCUCCUCAGUCCUUCCAAACUUCCUUAAUCUAUUUAACAAGAAGUGCUUGUGAAUAGUGCAAUCUGAACGAGUCCUGGCAUUGUGUUCUCAAUAAGUUCCUAUUAGGUAGCUUGAAACUUAACUCAGAUCUUCAAUAAAAUAAAUUGAACAUUUUUUUGUUUGUAUUCAAUUGCUUUUCAAUUCACAAUAUUGUUAGGCAGCUUUUUCAUAUAAAGACUGAUAGAACUCUAUGAACUAUUUAUCGAAUUGAACACCGAAACCUCUACCAUAAAAAUCUACACAAUCAUUACAAGAAACAAAAAACUCCCAGAAGACUUAAAUCAAAGAGUUCUAAAAGUUUAAAAACGUGAAUCUAGUGCUCAGUUCAAGUGAAUCAUUGAACUCGCAGUUCCCAUCGACAAAAACGUUUCAAUCUUGGAGUAUUCUCAUCGUUGGUGAUAUCAUAUAAUCUGUACGUUAUACACUGAUCACAAACAAAAUUCAAUAGCAAUACUGUAUGGAUUCUCCCCAUAUCUGUAGUGUUAUAAAAAGAUACACCUACAAAACAAGCUCAGUCGACACAAUUUGACUCUAUAAAUUUUGGGUUUUUUUGUGAAGAUAUAUCAGAACAGCAAUCAAAACCGUCCCCAAAAUUAAUGGGACAACUGGAAGUGUACAGGCAUCAUUAUCAGAAGUUUGACAGUUUUCCAGUACCAGAGGAGCAAAUCUGUUGUGGGAAAUACAGAGAGUUUGUUUUAGUAGUGGUGAAGAAUCAAGUUCUCAGUGGAUAUUGUUUGUUCAAGUGUGAACCAACGGCGUUGUCAUUUGAUAAGUGUAAAUUCUCCCCGCCACCUGAAGAAAGAACGUUCGGUUGCAAGGCGGUCGGCAACAGAUGGAGCAAACGUGUCCCGGCAACUGGAUACAGAAAACGCUUGUGUAUCAAAUCCGGUAGACGAGACAAGUCGGCCGCGUCUAUCAACAACAACAAUAGCUGCAGAGCUGUGGGACUGUUAUCAGCGUAUGCUCUGUCUUAUCUAUCGGAUAAAAAGAACGUGGUCAACUCUUCUCCCCCCUCUACAAGUGGCCAAGAUGCUGACUUGACAAAAGGCACGGUGGCAGUAGCUAAGCAGCGCAGGCGGCUUCACUGUUCAGCGAUGAAGCUGAGGGAGCGGUUAGUGAUUGCGUUUAGUGUGUCAGCGGUGUUGUUCACACUGCUGAUCGUGGUGGACUUGCAGCUCGACUUGGGGAUGUCGGGCCAACACCUGGCACCCAGUCAUGGAAGAGUAAGAGUGGGUGACGGAGGUUACGACGCUCCCGGUACAGCCUUCAACAACCUCCGCCGAUUCCUACAACGGUCAUCCCUCAAUGCUUCAACGGAACUCCUCCAAUCCGCCCCCAAGACCCAUCAGGCCCCUCAACCGCAACCCUACAUCCACACGGGCAGCGACAUGCCGGGGGUGGCAGCUGACCACGGGCACAAGGCGGAGCGGAACGUGGCCACCAAAUCGCCCCUGGAGGCGGUGGUUGCCGCCUCCGAGUCGCACACCGAGGAGCACGAUUCUUUCUCGGAUGUUGUGGCGUACAUGGUGAAGGCGGGGGCGGCGGAUGACAGCCAGGGCGAGUAUGACAUCGUCAAGUACGACGAGAAUGUCACGCCCGAGGACAAGGAGAUCAGUCUUAUGAAGAUCAACAAUGUGCAGCCAAGAGGGAACGAGACCCUGUUGGACUUCUUCCAUUAUGGAAUCACGAGGAGGCAACUGUACGACGAAAAAGAUUCCAUAGUUGAGCAUUUACUCCAGGAUUUGUCAACUCGGGAAAUCGUACACGUUGCUCAGAAAGAUGGAGGCACUCAGAUAAAACUUGUGAUAGAUUAUGGAAAUGGACAGCAGGCACUGUUCAAACCUAUGAGAUUUCCUAGAGAACAACAAACGUUACCAAACCACUUCUACUUCACUGACUACGAGAGACACAAUGCCGAAAUCGCUGCCUUUCAUCUAGACAGACUGCUGGGCUUCCGACGUGCGAUGCCAGUGGUGGGUCGAGUUCUGAACAUGACGACGGAGAUCUUCGACAUCGCAGACGGCCCGCUGCUGCAGACGUUCUUCGUGUCGCCGUCGAACAACAUGUGCUUCCACGGCAAGUGCUCCUACUACUGCGACACCAGCCACGCCGUCUGCGGCAGUCCGGACAUGCUGGAGGGCAGUUUCGCCGCCUUCCUGCCGUCCCGGGAGUUCGGCAACCGCAAGGUGUGGAGGCACCCCUGGAGGCGCUCCUAUCACAAGCGGAGGAAGGCGCAGUGGGAGCAGGAAUCAGACUACUGCAACCUGGUGCGGGACAUCCCGCCGUACGACACGGGACACCGUCUGCUCGACAUAAUGGACAUGUCAGUGCUCGACUUCCUGAUGGGCAACAUGGACCGCCAUCACUACGAGACGUUCCGCGCGUUCGGCAACGAGUCGUUCACGCUGCAUCUCGACCACGGUCGGGGAUUCGGCAAGGCGUUCCAUGACGAACUGUCCAUACUUGCUCCCAUCAUGCAGUGCUGCGUCAUACGUCAGUCCACGCUCGACACGCUCAUCAGGUUCCACAACGGUCCAAAGCGUCUCUCGCAGCUGAUGCGGGAAUCGCUGGCCAAAGACCCUCUGGACCCAGUGCUGUGGGAGCCCCACCUGGAGGCUCUCGACCGCCGCGUCAAGAUCAUACUGCAGGGCAUCAGGGACUGCAUCAACAAGGCCAACGACAAAGUCGACUUCUCAUAAUAUUGAGACGGCAGGCGACGACACACUGUGACCACCGCUCUCGCCUGCAAACCAACACAGAGACUCGAAAUCAAAUAUCCACUCACAACUUCCCCGAGUGGUUUUAUUUUUGUACCGUCGAUCUCUAAAUUCGUUACUCGUGCUAUCUAGUUAAAAAUGACGAUUACAAGCUGAUGAACAUUUCAUAAUCGUGGAGUGCAGUUUUUGUUCUCGAAAUUAUCAAUAGUUUAUUGUGUUAUUUAUAUUUUUUAAAUUGAUGACAAACUCGUAAAUUUCGUGAAGAGUAAUUUCUGAAUUUCAUAUGUUUUAAAUGUUUAAUUUCCUCCUCCUGUAGGCCUAUUAUCACAGAAGACAUUUUGAAAUAACGGUGUGAUGUUUGUCUUCUAAAUUCAUUUAUUUAUUUGUAUUUUUUAUUGUCUGCUAUGUUUUAACGAAAGAUAGUUGAAAAUAAUGUGAAGUGUAUUUUUUGUUUUCCAAUCGUCAUUCAAAUCAAUCGACUGUCUAGCUGGACGUCUACUUGAUUAUUUUCACUAUGGACAAACAGUUUAGAUUAGCCUCAGUUUUUGGUUUCUAAUUUACUGUUUUUAAAAUUCAUGUAUUUUUGGCUGGAAAUAUCUUCACUUGUAGCUAUUUCCAAUGAUGACAGCGGUUGGACUCCAACUCAGUGUCUAUUUUGUUAUCCAAAUUUAUUUCAAGCUAUAUUUUUUCCAGCUGCUAAUAUUGGCUACUCCAUUUUAGCCUUUAUUAAUGACGUCCGCACUUCAUCAUGAUUGUGUAAACUGUGUUUAUUAUUAUGAUUUCAUUAUCCAAAUCUAUAAUAUAUUUAUCUGCUGAACAUUAUCAACGAUUAUCUGCGAUUUGAAAACUCUGUCUAGAACAUGAACGUUUUAUCUAAUCAUAUAAUUAUUAGUUAUAAGAUUUGUGCAGCUUAUGACUUUGUAAGGCUUGAAGUGGGUUUAUUAACUUGAUUGUUAUCGAUGUUGUUACCAACCUCUGACUUUUAGAGGACUGUGUUUUUCGCUCUGAUAUCACUUACAUUUGCAAUUUUAUUUUGAUUCGGUUUUAAGAUUAUUUCCGAUUAUUUUACCUUUACCAAUGAGAUAGAUAAACCAGAAUUGAUUAUUGAUUAUAUUUUCAUAGCGAUAUCAAAUGUCGUCAGUGCUGGUAAUGUUUAUCAAUUUGAUUCAUUGAUUCACUUAGGUAGCCUUCUACCAAAGAUAAACGGACAUAACCAUCAAAAGAUUGAUGGAAUUCCAUUGCAUUUCAGAAUCUUCAAGCAAUUCAAUCAUGUUCAAGCCAUUUUAUAUUUUUUUAUCAUUUUUUGAUAGGUUUUUAAAGUUAUCUUGAAUAGUUCUUCGAAUUAAUUGUGAUGAUUAAAUUAUCAUUAAUAGUCUCUAGAAUCCACUUCUUGUGAGUUUUAAAAAUUCAUCACGAUAUAUUUUUCCAAGUUCUUUUUAGUAUUAGAAUAAAAACUUUUAUUUUGCUCUUCACUCAUUUGAAAAUUCUGGAAUCGCAUACAGUUAGUAUGGAUGAAUAGACUUCAAUCUUAUUUAAUUAACCAAUCCUUUAAAUAGAUUAACAUUUCUUUCUGACCAAUGAUUUCAUAGAUAUCGUUUAUUACUAAAUUUGUAUUAAUUCUCAGAUUAUUACAAUAUUCAAAGGUUGAUACCUUAAUACCUAAUUUUAUAUUGUCAAAGCUAACAAAUGAAAGAGAUAUCAGAGUGACUAGAAACAUAAACCAUGAAAAUACAUAUCCUAUGUGACUUAUAAUAUUAACCUCACUCUUUGGCUAGUAAUACAAAUAUGAUAUCGAAUACCAUUAUCAAUUUUAUAACUGAUCUUAUCAAGCUACAACCAAAGAUCAUUUAGACUGAUCUUAUCUAGUAAUCAAUAAUCAAUCAACUGUUGUGAAUCUGAAAUCAUUAUUCCAGUCCACACUCACCAAGAAUGAAUAUCAUGAAAAAAUAGUUUUCGAACUAAAAGACUUCAAUCAUUCAAUAAUUUUAUGCAGUGACAUUUUGUUUGUAUGUCUAUUAAUCUAAUACUUAAUUGAAAAACAAGGUACUACUCUUUUGAGAAUUUUAUAAAGUUACUGUUCUAUAUUAUGUAGGUCAAUAACAAAAUAAUUCAGCAAAAGUUGCAAAUUGAUCCACAUAAACUAGGUACCGUAAAAACUGAAAUUUCCAAGGCAAGACUUGCGUAAUGUCAUAACUCCAGAUUAGUUUCAAUAAAGCUUGAUUUUCAAAUUUCAAAAGUGAAAUUGAUUUUAUAAAGUAGAAAAAACAUUGAUGGAUAUAAUUUAUUAAGAGUGGUCUCCGUUUGUUCAAAAAAUAUUUACUAGAAAAUCACUAAUCACUCACUCCUGUUAAAGACUCACUAUCUCUGUUGUAACAAUCAAAUGAAUCCAUUGAAUCAAUAGAAAAAUUUAUGGAGCGGUAAAAUAAAAUACUCUUGAAUAAUAUCAUAAUUUAUUCAAAACAACUGAUCUAUUCAACGAUCCAGCUCUCAAAUUAUUCAGAAAAAGUCCCAGUUCUCAUCAAUUUCCUCUCAUUAGAAUGUGGAAGAUGAAUUAUUAGGUCAUUGCUCUAGUUGAACACUUUUUACGCUGUGAAUUCAAUUCUGAAUAAUAAUUGGGUUUUUGUUGGAUGAGCUAACGCGCGUGUGCAAAGUAAACUAUUCCCGAUUUCAAUUACGCUAAAAAUAAUAUUGAAAAUUCGCCGGUGACGAAAUCCCACUAUCAUCGCAAGCAAGCGGGUCUAUUCAAAUAUUGUUUUCAAUUAUUGUACAAAUUUUUGGAUGAUUCCAAGUUUUCAUUCAUUUGUAACACUGAAUAGAAGUGAAAAACUCAAAUUCAAUGUAAGUUAUUGGCAACUUUACAGAUUUGAUUCAUUCAUGGUUACGAAUUUUUCUAAUACUCAUGAUCUUCAUAAGGAAAACAAUGUAAUGAUCAAAAGAGAACGUUUAUAUUGCUAUAAAAAGAAAACUAUAUACAUAGCCGAACAUCGGAAAAAUAAUACUUUUUAGUAAACUCUCCUGAAUUUUCGUGUUGCUUAUUCAUGAUUUUUGUCAAUAUAAAUUUUUAAUGUUGAAAAGUUGGAAUAGAAGUUUAGAAGUUUUACAACUAAAAUGGUUAAUACACUGUUCGACCAUAAAAUAUUUUAAAUAUGGUAUUGUAUAGGAAGUGAGUAGCCUACUAUAAAAAUAGAAUAACAGAAACAAGAGAAAAAUAAAGGGCCCCGGAAUAAUCUUAUUCUAUUUCUUAAAUCUAGAUUUCCAAAACAAUAGUUCAAUACAACCAGAAACUUCAAUUUUUUGACUAUUUUAUUGAAGAAUUCAAUCACUUGAAUUCCAAUAUUUGAUUUUAAUGAAUAUGAAUACUAUAAGAAUGAAAUUCGAAGUUCGUUGUAGCUCCAUGUUAAACUUACAUACACAUCAAUUUUAUAUUUUCAUACUCCGUCCAUAAGUGCUUUCUCACUGGUUUUAGACAGCGUUUUAUAGAUAAAAAAUAAUUGUUUCUCUGUGUAGAUUGAAUCAUAUUGUACUUCUAAUUGUUAUUGAUGCACUGUUACAGUUCUGAAUAUAUAAUUUAAUAUGAGAUUCAGCCAAAGAGGUUCUAUAGGCUCUAAACCUGAAUCUUUCUGUCUGGUUAGAGUAUAAAGGUUUGAAAUGGUUAGUUAUUUCAUGUUUUUACAUCAAGUAGAAUUUGAUUGCCAGCCUAAAUCCUCUUAAUUUUCCAUAAUUUGAAUAAUUUGACUCUCCAAUAACUUAUCAACCAAUUUUCAAAAAUAAAUAAUGUUAUCCUCUGUGUAAUUUAUAAUGGAUGUUUUCAAUUUCAUUUGAUAACUUCAUUCAUAGUUUUAUUUCUAUUAUCUUGCCAGAGGAAUUUUAUAAUCAUUUUCUGUUAUUUAUCUCAUCUUUCCCUAUCAAUGGGUGUGUCCCCUGGCAAAAAUGUGUGUAAUUGAAUUUGUUCAUGUAAAUGUUGAAGAAUCGAUUUGUACCAUGUAAAUAAUAUACCAAAUACAUAUAUAUUUUACUAAAUAAACUAUUGUUGAACUAAGAUAGUUGAAAAGGGCGCUUGAUAUCGUUAUAAGAUCUAGAUCUAAGUUGGGAAAUUACUUAAGCUUACAAAAAUGAUGUUAAUGCUAUCACUAAACAUUGUUUUGAAUUUGGAUAUUUUGUUGUGUUUGGUGUAGAAGUCAUAUAUAAUUCCAUAACGUGUUAAAUGUUUUUGUUCUCUAGUCAUAUUCCACCAUGAAACAUUCACAUUAAUGUGAAACAUCGACCAUUAUUGUAAUAAUUUAGGGUAAAAUUUAUUAUGACCGAUUGUGUUGUAAGUUGAUGAUCAUAUUGUGUGUACAUGUGAACAUGCAUAAAAGUCUGAUUGACCUGAA